UCCAUUUCUCGCACGUUUUUCGUUGUAACAUAUAAUAUUUUUUAAGCAAUCUAGUACAAGACUCUGGGAUUGUGAGCUAAAUUUAUGCAAGAUGCCCUAUCUAUAUGGCAUAGCGGACACCAAGUUCCUCCACCAGAAGAGGAAAAAGGCCAAGAUUCGUUCGGAUAUGGCAUCCACCAAGUUCCAACGGAAUGAGUUCCUCAAGGGCUGUCCCAAGUACGAUAAGGACGAUGUACCCAUACAGUUUAGGACCACACCCGACUCCCUUGUAGAGCUGUGCAUCAUUGUGGUGGACAAGCUGCCGUUGCCUUCGAUCUUCGAGUGGGAUGACAUGGACAUCAGGCGGUGGAUCAAUGGCCACGGUUAUCCUCAGUAUAUGAACACAUUUCGGGUGAACAUGAUCACAGGUCGAAAGCUGCUGCUCCUGGACGCCUCCGCUCUGAGUGCGAUGAACAUCAAGGACUUCGAACACAUCCGGCACAUAGCCUAUGGCAUCCGCAUGCUCUUCCACUUCGAACUGACCAAGUUCUCAACCAGCAUCACGCUGCCGGACGAGAAGCCCAAUGAGCUGUACAUGCUCUUCCACACGCAGACCGGAUUGAACUACGACGAGGUGCGCCGGAGUGAUCUGUACCGGCGGAUGCAGAUCCUACGGGAGCGGGCCCGCAACCUGGACCACUGGGAUCAGCUAUACCUGUGGCUGCGCCGCGAGCAGGAGCACAAGUACACGGAACUCAUCGGAUUGGUGCCGCGCUUCAAGAUGUACAAGUGCGAGGCGGUGGCCAAGCCUCCGGCGGAAUCGCCACUGGACCUGGAACCCGAGGAUAUGAUGUGCAUGACCUGCAUACCGCCGUGCGACUGCGACUGGACCUCAAGGGAUCUCCGGCUGCCGUGGCGACUGGACUGUCUGCCGCCGAUGCUGGAGACCACCAUGAGCAAGUGGAACGCCAUGCAGGCGCAGUGCUCCACCUGCAUACCGCCGUGCGAGUGCCGCUGGCCACCACGGUUCUAUCUCACGGGCACCGUCAUCCGGUGCCUGCAGCAGCGCUUCCCGGAGAAGUUCUGCCCCAUCUUCGACGAGCGGUACAGGGCCUCGCCGCGACCCAGUCUCGUGGAGCGCUGGACUCGCUUCUCCAUUUGAUACGGAACUUUCACAACCUGUUUAUUUCUUAGAUAUAGAUUCCACGUUUAAGCUCCGUAAA
This is a messenger RNA of Drosophila teissieri, 1202 nucleotides long. RefSeq lists its product as uncharacterized. Gene Ontology annotation, molecular function: protein binding. The record is from RefSeq and is a predicted model, not a curated record. NCBI's taxonomy places the organism in Eukaryota, Metazoa, Arthropoda, Insecta, Diptera, Drosophilidae. Bases 92 to 1141 code for a protein of 349 amino acids. The transcript has 2 exons.